ACCCUGCAAGGACCGGGACGGGAAUUGCCCAUCCCUAGUCUUACUCUUUAUUAGAGGCCAGGCCCAUGAGAUCCCGGACUUGGACCCUGAAAGAAUCCCAAAAGCGUUUGAAGUGAAGGAGAAGAUUCUCUUGCCCUCGCUGUCUUCACUACGCACUCUUCUCAUUUCAUCAAAAUCAACGAAUCUCUUUCUCGAAUCUCUUCUCUUCAGCUGCUUCCUCCCUCUCUCUUGUCGUCGUCGAUUAUUACGAGUUUAAACCCAAUGUAACUCGGCGUUGAAGUAUCAGUUUCUCUUGUUUCUUCGACAAUCUCGGCCCUCCACUGAACCGGGAAUUUGAAUUUGUUGGUAAGAGAUUGAAGAUUGAUUUUUAAAUUGAUUGUUUGUGGCAUGGGGGAUAACAAUUCGCCACCUGAGUCUCCAAAAGAGAACCCGGAUCAAAAGUCAGACUCAAACCCCGUUGCUAAAAAUGAUAGUCAAUUGGAAACCAUAGUCAAGCUAAUUCCAGACUCGAUGUCCAUGGGAAAGAGACACAAGUUUUGGGAGACCCAACCAGUUGGUCAGUUUAAGGAUAUUGGGGACAGUAGCUUGCCUGAGGGUGCAAUUGAGCCUCCAACCCCGUUAUCUGAGGUUAAGCAAGAGCCGUAUAAUCUUCCAACUCAAUUUGAGUGGACGACUUGUGAUAUGGAUUCGGAGGAGACUUGUACUGAGGUUUAUAAUCUCUUGAAGAACAAUUAUGUUGAGGAUGAUGAGAGUAUGUUUAGGUUUAAUUACUCCAAGGAGUUUCUUAGGUGGGCGCUUCGCCCACCUGGUUAUUAUCCCAGCUGGCACAUUGGUGUUCGUGCUAAAACUUCCAAGAGGCUUGUUGCUUUCAUUACUGGUGUCCCUGCGAGAAUCAGGGUACGUGAUGAAGUUGUGAAAAUGGCAGAGAUCAAUUUCUUGUGUGUUCAUAAGAAGCUUAGGUCUAAGAGACUGGCUCCAGUCAUGAUUAAGGAGGUUACUAGAAGGGUUCACUUGGAGAAUAUUUGGCAAGCAGCUUAUACUGCUGGAGUGGUUCUUCCAACACCUAUAACAACUUGCCAAUAUUGGCAUCGGUCUUUGAACCCCAAGAAACUUAUUGACGUUGGUUUUUCGAGGCUUGGGGCGAGGAUGACAAUGAGCCGAACCAUAAAGCUUUACAAGUUACCACAUUCUCCGGCUACCCCAGGAUUCAGGAAAAUGGAGUGUCGUGAUGUACCUGCUGUUACUCGGUUGAUUAGGAACUACUUGAGCCAGUUUGUUGUUGCACCAGAUCUUGAUGAGAAUGAUGUUGAGCACUGGCUUCUUCCAACCGAGAAUGUGGUGGAUAGUUACUUGGUUGAGAGCCCAGAGACUCAUGAGAUUACUGAUUUCUGCAGCUUCUACUCUCUUCCUUCCUCUAUACUUGGGAAUCAAGCACAUUCAACUUUGAAAGCUGCUUAUUCAUACUAUAAUGUCGCCGCGAAGACUCCAUUGCUUCAGUUGAUGAAUGAUGCUCUUAUUGUUGCUAAACAAAGGGAUUUUGAUGUCUUCAAUGCCUUGGAUGUUAUGCAGAAUGAGACUUUCCUGAAAGAACUGAAAUUUGGACCAGGUGAUGGGCAACUUCACUAUUAUCUUUAUAAUUAUCGGUUGCGAAGUGCGAUGAAACCAUCAGAACUUGGGCUUGUACUUUUGUAGUCUUCCAACAUUGAUUCCGUGAUUUUGUUUGCUAAGUAGUGUGGUUUUGCUUUAAUAUUGGCCAUUCCUCUGCAUCAGCAACAAAUUGUCACAAUUUUCUGCGCAUGUGACAUUAGAUUUUAAGGGGUUUUUAAGCAUAAGCUGCGUAGACGGUAAACAUUGUUGUUGACAAUGGGAAUUGCUUUUUGGACUCAAAUAACACUGGGAUUUUGUUUCUCUAUUGAUUUUCAGUUCUGCCCUAUAAACUUGUUCCUUUUUUUUUCUACCCAGCAUAUUUACUGAACUUUGUAUAACGUCCGGUUAACUCUGCAGUAAAACUGAUAGUUUGGAGUCUGUUGUAUUUCAUUGCUAGCAUUUGUUUGUUGUUUUGUUGACUGUACGUGGUGACAUAUUUUGCCAUCAGUAAGACCUGAAGUUUGAUGUCUAAAACAGCAAGAAUGAACUAUGUUCAUAGCGACUUCUUACAAUCCAUUUCAAUUGCUUCCCACA
Messenger RNA from Mangifera indica (mango), 2181 nucleotides. Its product is annotated as glycylpeptide N-tetradecanoyltransferase 1-like. The record is from RefSeq and is a predicted model, not a curated record. Gene Ontology annotation, biological process: N-terminal peptidyl-glycine N-myristoylation. Gene Ontology annotation, cellular component: cytoplasm. Gene Ontology annotation, molecular function: glycylpeptide N-tetradecanoyltransferase activity. Bases 388 to 1692 code for a protein of 434 amino acids. Lineage: Eukaryota; Viridiplantae; Streptophyta; Magnoliopsida; Sapindales; Anacardiaceae. The transcript is spliced from 3 exons.